CCAGGGUCCAAAGCCCGGGCGGCGCUUUGGCCGGGCCGUGGAGCCCGGGGCUGCCCCGUCCUCUGGCGCCAUGGCCGCCGAGGUGGUGGUUGUGGGAUCCUGUAUGACCGACCUGGUCAGGGAGAAGAGAGGCUUGGGUUUGUGUUUUCAGCUGUGCUGGGUGGCUCGGUGUUAGCCCUGCCAGGAAAACAGCAUUUUAUAGUGACCCACAUAGGAAACCAUGAACUCUGAUACUCUUUAUCAGCAGAGGACUUUGAAAUGAUUUUAUGAAGACUUUCUAUCUCUGAAUGUGAUCUAGUUACUGCUCACAUGGGAACUUUUCAAGAAAACCCAGAAUACCAGGGAAAGGGACAUUAAUGACUCACCUUACUACGCGAUUGCCAAGAGCUGGAGAAACUGUCCUUGGACAUAAGUUUUUUGUUGGUUUUGGUGGGAAAGGAGCCAACCAAUGUGUCCAGUCUGCUCGACUUGGGGCCAAGACCUCGCUGAUCUGCAAGGUUGGGAAGGAUUCCUUUGGCAAUGAUUAUGUUGAAAACUUGAAGAAGAAUGGUAUUUCUACAGCAUUUGUAGGUCAGACUACAGAUGCUGCUACUGGAGCUGCUUCAAUAAUUGUCGACAGUGAAGGACAGAAUGUCAUUGCCAUAGUCCCAGGAGCCAACCUGCUUUUAAAUUUUGAAGACCUGAAAAGAGCUUCGGAUGUCAUCCAGAAAGCCAGAGUGGUUGUUUGCCAGCUAGAAAUAACCCCUGCUGUUUCUCUUGAAGCUCUGAAAAUGGCACAUGCCAGUGGAGUAAAGACUUUAUUUAAUCCAGCUCCAGCCCUUGCUGACCUAGAUCCGCAAUUUUAUACUCAUUCUGAUAUCUUCUGCUGCAAUGAAACUGAGGCAGAAAUUUUAACGGGCAACCCAGUUGGCAACCUUGAAGAUGCUGAAAAGGUGGGACGCAUGCUGUUAGAAAGAGGGUGUAAGCUCGUAAUUGUUACUCUUGGAGCAGAAGGCUGCAUGAUGAUAUCAGUAGAAGAACCCAUUCCAAAGCACGUUCCUGCUGGGAAGGUCAGGGCUGUGGACACUACGGGAGCUGGAGACAGUUUUGUGGGAGCACUAGCCUUCUACCUGGCUUACUAUCCCAACUUACCCAUGGAGGAAAUGAUCAGGAAGUCUAACUGCGUCGCAUCAGUGAGCGUCCAGGCAUGGGGGACACAAUCUUCAUAUCCUUACAGGAAGGACUUGCCUCAGGACCUUUUCUAAUUGACAUUGUCUAGCUCUAGGUACUGAUUUUAUCUUAUCCCAGACAGCAUUAUUCUCCUGACCGCAGAGGUUCCCCUCCGCUGACUGGAAAGACCAGGAAAGUCUUUUAUUUCUAAUUUGAGGAAUCCUGUUAGUUUCUGUUCUACAACACUAAGAGGGGGGAGCUGGGGGUGCCUUUCUAACACAGCACAGCAGGUCUCUCUGGCCCCACACACAACCACUGGGCUUGCGGCGGCCCACAUGGCGCACUGUGCUGAACUACAUGAAGUUUACAGCAAAACAUCUGGAGGGUAUCGGGCUCCUGGUAAUAUUAUUACUUGAUUUUAUCAGACCUUCUGAUGUGCAAUGCCAUCACAUGAAGCAGAGCUUACCCAAAAGCCCAUCUUAUUUCACCAGGUUCCCACUGCUUCUUCCGUUCCUAGGAGGGAGCUGGUACAGCACUACCCCUCCAAGAAAUUACACUGACUCGUGGUCACUACUGUUGAAUCUGUGGCUGGUAGGUUAGAAAAACUUGCAAUCUUGCCAUUGAAUUCCUGCUGUGGAAAAUGUUAAUUUUUAUUGCUUUAUAAAACAAUAGCUCCUUUGAAGAUUACAGCCUCUUUCACAAUGGAAAACACAGACAAUGGGAUUUGCUAUUUAAUUUUUUUUUAAUUGAGCACUGUAAAAAUAACUCAAAAGAUAAAUAAAUGUUACUGUGAUGAUCUA
Messenger RNA from Falco peregrinus (peregrine falcon), 1949 nucleotides. It is a transcript of the gene RBKS, whose product is annotated as ribokinase. The transcript has 10 exons. The record is from RefSeq and is a predicted model, not a curated record. Gene Ontology annotation, molecular function: ribokinase activity. The coding region runs from base 357 to 1244 and encodes 295 amino acids. Gene Ontology annotation, biological process: D-ribose metabolic process. Lineage: Eukaryota; Metazoa; Chordata; Aves; Falconiformes; Falconidae.